GACAUGCAACUUCUGUGCAAUCCACUGAGAAAGGUUAGUAUUUAUGUUUUGCUGUUUACGGCAAAUGUACUCUCCAUCAGGCAUGCUGAGGGUCGACCCGGCCCAGGAUGGAGGUGGCAGCAGCAGCAGCAGCAGCAGCAGCGGGGACACCAUCACCCACUCCCUGACCGUGGUGCAGCGUCUGGAGGCCCUGCUGGUUCAGGGGAACGGCAGCGAUGUGUCUCUCAGGGUGGAGACGCCCAACGCCGACGAGGUGAAGGUGAUCCAGGCUCACUCGCUGGUGCUCUCCCUGCAGAGCCCCGUGUUCGAGGAGAUGCUGCUGAGCCGCAACAGCAGCACACUGGUCCUGAAGGAGAACUCUGACUGUGCCGCUGUGUUUGACAAGUUCAUCAGGUAUCUGUACUGUGGAGAGAUUUCUCUGCGUCUGGACCAGGCGACACCUUUACACAAGCUGGCCUCUAAAUACCAGGUGACAGGUCUCCAGCAGGGCAUCACCCAGUACAUGACCCAGAAUCUGGCCCGGGACUCCUCGUCUGGCCACGUGGCGGGCUGGUACGAGUAUGCCCUGCAGGCCGGGGACGUGACUCUGAGGGACAGCUGCCUGCAGUACAUGGCCUGGAACCUGUCGUCGGUGCUGCAGAGCGGCGAGUGGGUGACCAUCAGCAGCCAGCUGCUCAUGUCGCUGCUGAGGCGCUCCGACCUCAUCCUGCAGAGCGAGAUGGAGCUCUUUGCAGCGCUGGAGGCCUGGAUCAUCCAGAACGAGCCGGACGGUCUGACAGCGGAGAACGCUUUGAGAGCUGUCCGUUAUGCCAUGAUGCCCCCGCGGGAGCUCUUCCGCCUGCAGACGCAGUCAGCAGUCCUGGCUCGCUAUCAGGAGUCUGUGCGAGAUCUACUGUACAUGUCCUACCAGUUCCACUCUGCAUCGCCGCUGCACAUGGCCAAGUUCUUUGACGUCAACUGCAGCCUCUUCAUGCCCAGGAACUACCUGUCUUCCAUGUGGGGGUCGCCCUGGAUCAUCAACAACCCCACGCGGGACGACCGCAGCACCAGCUUCCAGACACAACUGGGACCCAGCGGCCACGACUCCAGCAAACGCGUGACCUGGAACGCCCUCUUCUCGCCACGCUGGUUACCCCUCAGCAUGAGGCCGAUGUACACGGAGACGGGCGCCAUGCAGCCAACACGUGUGGAAGGAGGGCGCCCUCGCAUCAUCAUCACACCGGCCACGUCCAGCGCAGACUUCGCUGGGGUGAACUUCCAGAAGACGGUGCUGGUGAUGGCUCAGCAGCAGGGGAAGGUGGUGGUGAAACACGUCUACAACUUCCACCAGAGCACGGAGGAGAACGGUGACUUCUUGGCCGAAGCUGAUCUGUACCGCCGGACGUCGGAAUAUCUCAUCGACAGCUCCCUCUUCCUCCAUAUUGUGGUGAAGCCACUGUACCAAACCCUCAUUAGUGCCAAGAACUGAACCCUCCACAUCACCGCACACAAUCCAACCGUCUGAAGCAACAUCUCACUCAUAUCACAUCACGGGGACGUAGAUCUGAAUCCUCCUCGGGUGUGAUGUCUCAACUGCUGUUUUCAUUGGGCAACUAACAUGUGACUGUCUGAGAGCAUUUUGUAAAUCCUGCUGAGUGUAAAAUCAUUAUUAUGACAUGUUUCUUAAAGGUAAACUCUGGUGCUGUUCUAUAUUUUCAUUACUGUCAACAAAUCGCAUAGAACCAGAGAGCUCCAUUGUUCCAUGAAAACACUACAAAGACCAACUAUUCUCUGAAGGACCAGACAGGUUUCUCAGCCCUCUAAACGCUAACCCAGAGCCUCCAAACCAUCACCCAGUCCUGGGCUAUCUUCCACUGAGCCCCUCAUCCUAACCCUCCAGGACAGUUACCUACCUGUUCCCAGUCUUAAGCAAAAAACUACAGUGUCCGACUUAAGAAAUGACUGAGCGCAGGUGAAGUCAUCUAUUUUUGAUUCUGGCGGCCCCUGUGGACAAAAGUGGUACUAGGGCAACGGCCCCCCUGCAGGAAAGAUUCUUGAUCUGCUACCUUGUGCAGAAAAUAUAGGAAAGAAAAGAAUAUUUUUGAAGCUAUUUUUCUUCAGUAAAUUUUGUUUUAGUGUCAUACCACCAGACUGCCAAGCAGAUAAACAAUCCCAACUCCUGAUCCAGUGGUGUUAUUCCCAAGACCUGCAAGGAAUCCAAAGCUUUUGGGUAUUUGAGUAAAGUUGCAACACUGACGUUUAAAGCUACUACACUUUCAUUUUUCAUUGAUCCUGGAGGUGCCUUUGGAUUAAAGAUGACAAUGCUGAAACAAAGUAAACUCUGUUUUAUUGCGGUACCAGCAGACUACAGAGCAGCUGCUUUCCUCAGCCUGUGAGACUCCACCGUAAAAAUAGUUUUAAUUUUAUGAAUUAACCCCAAUAAAUCAGACUGUUGAUAUCAAGAAUACAGAAAUAGCCAAUCUUCUUGCUGAUGUUCUUGUUUGCAUAUACAGGUCAUAAAGAGGUGUCAGUAUUCAGCGGAGACUCCUUCAUAGCCAGUUAAGACUUUUUGGGUGUUUUCAAGGGAUUUGUGGACUACAAGAAAAUGUAGCUCAUCACCAGCUUUACCUUUCAUGCUUCCUGCCACAUUGUCUUUGUCUUGUUCUUAAAUAUUGGUGCUAUUACACCCCAGUUACAAUGAAGGGGUCACAGUUGUCAUUCAGCCCCUCACAUCUAUAUGUUUUUCUUUUACUUUAGUCGUCGUGUAUCCACAACGCCGCUCCUGUAAGCC
Acanthopagrus latus (yellowfin seabream) is the source of this 2770-nucleotide messenger RNA. It is a transcript of the gene btbd17a, whose product is annotated as BTB/POZ domain-containing protein 17. Lineage: Eukaryota; Metazoa; Chordata; Actinopteri; Spariformes; Sparidae. Gene Ontology annotation, molecular function: protein binding. The record is from RefSeq and is a predicted model, not a curated record. The coding region runs from base 44 to 1468 and encodes 474 amino acids. The transcript is spliced from 2 exons.